UAAUACCCGUGUCGUUCCCAGUGCGUGCAGAAGGGGUUGAGUUGAGCGUGUAUUUUUACAUCACAAAGCAAAGGAUCCACCUGAAUGCUUUCUCUCCUUCGAUCUGGAUAGUAAAUCGGGUCGAACCGUGGCUUCCUCCGGGUCGCAAAACCUGUCCCGAAGAAAACCUUCUUCUUCGUCUUCGUCUUCGUCUUCUUCUUCACAACAAACACCCGGGUCGACCCGAAUCGUUUACCGGGAAUCGAGGAGCCCCUCCGAAUCCGAUUUCCCGAUCUGGCAGCAGAAUUGGUUCAUCGCAUUGCUCUUCGUAAUGGCUCUCGGAUUCUUCGCCCUCGCUCUCUUCCUCUUCCUCACUCUCGACACCGACAUCGCUCCCUCUUCCACCGCCUCCGCCUCCGCCGCGUCCUCCGAAGGCGUCGAGGUGCAUGUCACUUACGGCACGGUUCUGAAGCUCAUGCACGAGAAGACCAAAUUUCGGUUGCAUUCUCAUGACGUGCCCUACGGUUCCGGUAGUGGACAGCAAUCGGUUACGGGUUUCCCCAAUGUCGACGAUGCCAAUAGUUACUGGAUUGUUAGACCUGAGCCAGGAACUUCUGCCAAACAAGGUGAUGCCAUUAAAAGUGGCACAAUCAUUAGAUUGCAGCACAUGAGGACGAGGAAGUGGCUGCACAGCCACUUGCAUGCAUCCCCAAUAUCAGGCAAUCUUGAGGUGAGUUGUUUUGGAGGAGAAUCUGAGUCUGACACUGGGGACUAUUGGAGGCUUUUAAUAGAAGGAAGUGGGAAGACUUGGAAGCAGGAUCAGAAGAUUCGCCUUCAGCAUGUAGACACUGGAGGCUAUCUACAUAGUCAUGAUAAGAAAUACAGUCGGAUUGCUGGGGGGCAGCAAGAGGUUUGUGGUGUUCGUGAAAAGCGUGCUGACAAUGUCUGGUUGGCUGCAGAAGGUGUGUACCUUCCGGUUACAGAAAGCAAAUGAGUUGAUGAUUGGUAUCAUCAAUACAUUUUGUAAACCGUGGAUAGUGGGAGUGGGUGUUCUGAUAGCAGAUGCAGAUUUUCUAUUGAAGGAAAAUAUACGGGAGAACUUAGGAUGAGAUAACGGUAGUAAUAUUUUGUUAUAUUAUAGGUACACUUUGUUGUGUAGUAACUAGUAAGUGCACGCCAAUUUUUCCCGCACAAAAUACUUGUGUCUUUUGUUUUGUGAUGCAAUAUGCUAAUUCCUAAUUCCUCUAAUAGGACUGCGAAGGACCAAGUGACUGCAAUGAAUCUAUUUUUCAAUUGAAUUUGAAGAUUAAUUAUACUGAUAAAAAU
Molecule: messenger RNA, 1305 nt
Organism: Cajanus cajan (pigeon pea)
Lineage: Eukaryota; Viridiplantae; Streptophyta; Magnoliopsida; Fabales; Fabaceae
Gene: SDF2
Product: stromal cell-derived factor 2-like protein precursor
Source: RefSeq, a predicted model, not a curated record